AUGACGGCCAAGGUGUUCAACGUUGGCGUCGUGGGUUAUGGGCUGUCCGCCAAAGUCUUCCACAUCCCCUUCAUCGCCACCACGGCGCAGCUCCAGCUCCACAGCAUCGUCCAACGCUCCCCGAAGCAGGGCAGCUCGGCGCCCCAAGACCACCCCGAGGCCAAGCAUUAUAGCGACGUCGAGGCGCUACUCGCCGACGCCGACGUAGACGUCGUCGUCAUCACCACUCCACCCGACACCCACUUUGCGCUCACCAAGGCGGCCCUCGAGGCGGGCAAGCAUGUGCUGACAGAGAAGCCCUUUGUGCCGACAUCGGCCCAGGCGGACCAGCUCAUUGCCCUGGCCCGGGACAAGAAGCGCCUCAUAUGCGUGUACCAGAACCGCCGCUGGGACUCGGACUUUCUGACCGUCAAGCACCUGCUCGCCAACAAGGCCCUGGGCCGCAUCGUCGAGUUCAACACGCACUUUGACCGCUACCGCGCCACCGCCCCCGCCAACUGGAAGGGCGAGCUGGGCAUCCCCUCGGGCGGCAGCGCUCUCUUCGACCUGGGCACCCACCUCGUCGACCAAGUCUACGUGCUCUUCGGCAUGCCGCAGGCCGUCCACGGGCGGCUCCUCUCCCAGCGAUACGGCAAGGCUGACUUGACCAACCCCGACUCCGUCUCGGCCGAGUUGACGUAUCCCGACGGCAUGCUCGUCCACGUCCGCAUGGGCGUCCUCAGCGCCGAGACGAUCCAGCCGCGCUUCUGGGUCCGCGGCUCCCGCGGCAGCUUCCACAAGGUCGGCCUCGACCCGCAAGAGGACCAGCUCAGGGCGGGUGGGAAGCCGACCGACGGCGACUUUGGCAAGGAGGAUGCUGGCAGGAUGCGCCUGGUGCUCGUGGGCGACGACAACUCAAUAAAGGAGACCAGGGCGCCCGAGCUCGAGCCUGAGACGUACAAGGUCUUUUAUGCGGCGUUUGGCAAGGCCGUCGAGAGCGGUGCCGAGAGUGACGUGCCCGUCAAGGCCACCGAGGCGAGGGAUGUGCUGCGCAUCCUCGAGGCCAUCAUCGAGAGCGCAAAGACGGGGCGCGAUGUCUGUUUCUGA
This is a messenger RNA of Hirsutella rhossiliensis, 1086 nucleotides long. RefSeq names its product oxidoreductase family, NAD-binding rossmann fold domain-containing protein. Bases 1 to 1086 code for a protein of 361 amino acids. The record is from RefSeq and is a predicted model, not a curated record. The transcript is spliced from 2 exons. NCBI's taxonomy places the organism in Eukaryota, Fungi, Ascomycota, Sordariomycetes, Hypocreales, Ophiocordycipitaceae. Gene Ontology annotation, molecular function: nucleotide binding.